Messenger RNA from Prunus persica (peach), 1404 nucleotides. RefSeq lists its product as uncharacterized. The transcript has 3 exons. Bases 651 to 1223 code for a protein of 190 amino acids. The record is from RefSeq and is a predicted model, not a curated record. NCBI's taxonomy places the organism in Eukaryota, Viridiplantae, Streptophyta, Magnoliopsida, Rosales, Rosaceae.
UGCUUUCUACCCCUGAGUCUCUGUGUGUGAAUGUGUUUGCUUUCUGCUCGUAUAGUACAUGGAUCUUGGCAAAUAAAGCAACAUGGCUCAUCUUUCUCUCUCUCUCUCUCUCUCUCUCUCUCUCAUACGUUUCCACUGCUCAUGUUCUGCAAACCCAUGAAAAGCACAAAGUAGGAGAUUGUAAGUUUUUUUAAUUUAAAAAAAAAGAAAGAAAAAGGAUUUAACUAAGCAGAGUGAAAGAGAGAGAGAAAGAACGUACUGUUGCUUUAAAGCAACAAAGUGAAAGAGAGAGAGAAAGAGCAGCAAUUAAGGGGAAGGGGAGAGGGGAGGGCCCAAACCACCCCCAAUAAAGAAACGAAAAGAAAAGGGUUAAAAUAAAGUUAGGACGUUGAGGAAAUCCAAAAAGACGAAAAUGGUGGGAAUCUUUCUUUCUACUGUGCAAACCAUCCCACACCGCCACCUCUCUCUCUCUCUCCCCCUACAAUACAAGGCUACUUACUACUCCUACUCCUACUUUUCAUUCCCUCAGCUCUCUUUUCUAUCUUUCCCUUCUCUCUCUCUCUCUCUCUCUCUCUCUCUCUCUCUCUCACACACACACACACAAAAUUUCUCUGCCUCUUUCUGGCAUAUGCAACAACAACAACACUACUAUGAACAACAUCUCUAUGGGAUUUUCAUGUGGGGAUGAUUUUGAAGGAGAGGAAAGUGAAGUUGCUCUUUUAGAUGAAACGAGGGAGAAGCAGCAACACAGCAGCUGGGGGUGUGGUAUGGAAGCUCCUCAUAAUCAUGUGCAGCUUGAAGUCGACUUCCAGUUCUGGCCAGUAGAACAUCCUUUGGAGCCACCCGAUGAAGAUCGCCCUGUCAAAUGCCCCAUGCCCGACUCUUCUGUUAUCAAUAUUGAUAUUGUCUCAUGUAAAAUGCAUUUACAGGAUGGAGGAAGGCAGGAGAAAAGGUCGUCAGAGAGCAGCGCCAUGCGUAAGAGAACAGAAGUAUCAUCUGCUGCUGCAGCAACUUAUAGCAAACCAAGAACGGAUCAGAUGGUGGUGGCAGUGGCAGAGCCGCCUCCAGCUGUUCGAGCAGUGCGUAAGAGGCAUCACAACACUCUCACCCGCGGCGACCAUAUGAUAUCACCGCUAAGGCGAAUGCCACCCAUUCCUUCUCUCCCAACCCAGAGCAUUACCAUCUUUCAAAUGCUUCAGCAGUUAGACAAGUUCGAGUCUUGAUUGACAACCUAUUAUUGAUUAUUGAUUACUGGGUGAUGAGAAAAUGGUCCUGAAUCUUGAUCACAUAUAUUGUAGCUGAUAUAGAAAGCUGAAAUGUAGCAUGGACCUUUUCUACUUUCAUUGGCGUAUGUUCAGAUUCUAUUUCUUGUUACCUAGGCAAUUACACUAAGCAUUUGCUUCA